Anopheles darlingi is the source of this 6959-nucleotide messenger RNA. RefSeq lists its product as uncharacterized. Bases 1 to 6294 code for a protein of 2097 amino acids. The record is from RefSeq and is a predicted model, not a curated record. Gene Ontology annotation, molecular function: protein binding. Lineage: Eukaryota; Metazoa; Arthropoda; Insecta; Diptera; Culicidae. The transcript is spliced from 8 exons.
AUGAAGGAGCCGUCAACCCAUCACCACUACAAGCGUGCCCAGAAUCGCGAUUGUACCACUACUAACAGCAACGGCGGCGGCAAAGAAGAAGAAGAAGAAGACCACCCUGAAAGCAGCGAGGAGCACAGCAGCCGCAGGAAAACAGCUGUUUCUGUAGUUCAGACCCUGUUCUCGUCCCCGUUUGGCACUAGUUCGGGCAUGUCGUCCGAUGAUAAAAAUCAACCAGAGCAGCAAGCAUCUGAAGCAUCGUCGAGAAAGAAAUUAGUGGUAGUAAGGCGGUUCGUUGGACCCGGCAUUGGUAGCGGCAGCGGCAGUGGUAGCACCGCUAUCAUCCCUAACGUCUACAACAACAAUAAUAAAGGAGAAAGCGACAUCACGGAGAUUCCAAACAUUGCAGAGAUGCGCAUGAAAGUGACCGGUGAUGAUGGAUCUCGCAACGGAUUGCCCUCGGCAGCGGCGGCAGCAGCAGCCACAAGGGAAACGCCGGCAGCGGCGAGCACGAAUCGUGCUGCUACUACCACGGCAGCGUCUAUUUUAGCCAUACCGAGCAACAGUACCCCGCCGGGACUGUCCGCAGCAUUAACGGCGUCACAACAGAGCGGUCUGAACGCUCCAAAAGCGGGAACCGAGACCGUAAGCAACGCUCUCGUUUCCGUUGCUCCGACAACAACAGCUACUAUCACGCACAGUCCGAGUGCUUCUGCUGCAGCGGUUACUCGAAUCGUUAUCAAAUGUCCCGUGCCAGAAGCAGCAGGAAGUCAGCCAAGUAUUGUGACGCCAACACUGAAUCACACCAACAAGAAGUCGGAUGAAAAGUCGGACCAGUCGUAUCAAUUCCCCACCUCCACCACCCCUCCGCGUUUUAGCGCAAAGUCGCCCAUAGUGUUGCUUAAUGCCAUUUCCAUCCCAACAGAAACUGUUGCCGGAGCUUCGGUAUAUAGUAAUUCUGCUGUCGUGUCCAGAAAAAGGUCAGUUUCAGCAUCAAGCGUAACACCUCCGACUACGAGCAAUGAAACAUCGGUGCAGAGCAAUGAUACUGUUGCUGAGGGCAGCGCGACAAAGCCUACUACUCGUACCGGUAAAGGAGACGAUCCAGGGAACGUGUCGCAACCCGUGGUACCCAGCACCGUCGAUGGUGACACCAAUAAUGGACAAACAAACGAAAAAGAGUCGAACUUGUCGAAAGUUUCCAGAGAGGUGAAGUUGCUAGAUAUGGGCUUGGGAUCAAAGUUUUUGGCCGGGUACCAUCUGAACGAAACCACACGCGAUGGUAAGAUACGUGCGCGUCGAAAUAGCUGUUCGCCAGCGAAUAUUGCCACGGGACAAGUAACAGCACGAGGAAAGCAGGAGAAAUCUAAACUGGCAUCAAGCGGAAGUGGAAGCGAGAAUGACCUAUACUCCGCUUCUCCCCUUCAGGAUUUUAGCGUUGAUGCUAUGAAUAGUUCCGUAGAUUCCGCAGUUAGUGCUUUAGUGGCAGAUGGGUCCCUUACAGGGGGCACUGCCAUUGCACCAGCGCGACGUUCUGGUAUGCGCUCGGAAAAUGCCGAUUUCGCAAUGAAGCAACAAAGGUUUCUCCAUCUACGGUUACAUGGUUCUGGUGCUGGUUUAGAUAGCGUCGAUGACGAAGAGUCCAGUUCUGUUGAGGCGACACCGGCGGCGGCGACUACUAGCGCUAAUACGAGCGCUAGAAGCAACAAACGUAACAGUGGUGGCGGAACUGCUGGUAGUAACGCUAACACUUCUAUUCUCUCACCGAACCAAAGCAGCACGCCACAAGUACUGCCAGCGGAACCAACGAAGCCUGGUUCGGAUCGGUUUUGUUGGAAGUGCCGAAAAAGCGAUCCGGGUAUGAUAACGUGUUCGACCUGCCCGCGUUCCUAUCACGCGACGUGUGCUCGGUUUAUGAUCCAUUCCCCCAACUGGCGCUGCGCGGAGUGUGUGAAAGUUGUAUCAGCGCGUGCUACGCCUAUCUCUGCAGAAAAGCUGCAUCAAUGUUUGGAACUGGCGAUCGAUCGCAUAAUUUCGCAUCCAGCUUGCGGAAGCGAGUUAUUCAAUCCGCUACAGAAGGGCAGCCUUCCUGGGUAUACCGAUUAUGUAUCUUAUCAUAUGGACCUGGCAGUUCUACGUGAUCGAAUAGUGGCGAAAGAGUACUCCACACUCGAGGGAUUUCUGUGCGAUUUGAGUUGGAUACUGCAUAACAUGCUGAUCUACGCACUGAGUGGAACCAACAACAACAAGCUGAUUAAAUUAGCGAGAGAAAUUUGUAAACAGGGAAGGCAACAAGUCGAGGACAUUGAGUACUGUUCGGAGUGUUACAUGAACAUGACCUUCCACAACAAUUGGUUCGAGCUGGCAUGCUCGAAGCCACAUCUCUUGGUGUGGGCUAAGAUGAAGGGCUAUCCUUACUGGCCAGCAAAGCUUUUCACUCACACCCGAAACAGCAACUUGCAGAUGCAGGUUCUAUUCUUUGGCAAGCAUGAUCGCGGUUCGCGUAUCACGUCCAAAGAUUGCUAUUUGUUUUCAGAGCAGUUCCCGAAACAGAAACCGACGAAAGAUAAAGAUUGGGAUUACAGUAUGAUUGAGGCAAAGGCUCAUAUCGAGCAGUUGAUCGAGAGGUUCGGAAGUUUCCACUACGCAGAACACCUGACAACACUGGACGCGAGUCGAAUCGUGGAACAAACUCGCGCAAUGAUACCCGGUGCAUUUGGAGCUACAAUGAAUGUUAACAUCCGCCAGGGCGUUAGUGCAACGACGAAAAAUGGCGAAAGCGAGGUAGUAGCAGCUGCUAGUGCUGUACAAAACCAUGACACCAGUACACCUGGUAAGAACAAAAUAACGAUGAAAAUAUCGAAAAACUCUGUGGUUUCAAUUUCGGCAUUAGCUGAGGAUGUCGAACCGGCACCACAGCGUACGCCGAUGAGCAACGAGAUCAAACUCCCCGAAACACCAAUGGAUCAACAUGAUAAGAGUACCGGUGGAAGCGAAUCCAAAUCCUCCACAUCAUCGACUCCUUUACAGCAACCGACAAAACGUACGUCGCAACGCAAAUCGCGAGUGAUCAUAGAGGCUACUGAAAAAGAAAACGAAGGCAACGCACAGGAACCCGGAAAGGCCCAUGUUUCAGCCACCAGUGCGUUUGCAAAACUGCGCAAACGACGGAUGAGCACUUUUAACCAUGAGCUCCCUCGGGUUCCGCAGCGUCAGGAGCAACAACAGCAGCAACUACAACAACAGCAGCAACAGCAACAGCAACAGCAGCAGCAGCAGCAGCAGCAGCAACACCAACAGCAACAGCAACAGCAACAACAACAGCAACAGCAACAGCAGCAGCUGCAGAAGCAGCAACAACAGCAGCAACAGAAGCAGCAGCAGCAGAAUGAUGGUAAAGUGGAAACGCUACGUAUUCGUCGCAACUCAGCAAGCUGGGAAACAGAGCCGAUUGUGAAGCGUAAUAAAUCGAUUGUGAAGACCCAGGAUUCGACGCCUUCUCCAUCUGGCUCCGGAUCUUUGUCGAUUAGCAAAGAAACAUGGAAAGCUAAAAAGGCUGUGGAAAAUGAAGUGUUGCAGAGUAAUGAAACUCUGCCGGAAAAUACAUCAAAUGUAACCCCCGUUAGCACCCAAGCUAAAGAUAGUGCGGACAAAAUACACACAAUUGGUGCGGAAUUAGUGUCCUCGGAGACGGGCCAAACGUCUACUGUGGCAGGAAAACCCUCGGCAUCGGACACAUCGAGUAGCACUGUUGGUGUCGGUGAACUACAACCAGAAAUUUCAACAAUCAGUGAACCAAUUGCUCCUAAGCAGGAACCAUCUUGCACACUGAACGCCUCAAAGUUUUAUUCAAACUCCUUACCUAAUGCAAAACAACCAACUACAGACAUGGCACCCCGAUUGAAGGUAAAAUCAGUAAAUAGCAUGCUUUCGUCGAUGGUCGUUGAAGGUGUACCGUCGACUGCAAAGACAUCUGACAUACAAAGCACACCGUCUACUCCACGGUCCAGUCGACAAUCAAGCCCAAACAAUAGGUCAGCCACUGCAAUGGCUACACAGCUCUUACAAAACAGUUCGCCUGGUACCACAAUUAACUCGCAAACAUCAUCUGCUGUCGGUAUGAGAACAGUCCCAUCUUUGGCAUCAGGUAAUGAUCCACAAAGGAAAAAUGUGCAGCCCCAAGUGCAGGAUGGUGUCCCACCGUCGAACUCUGCCUUAAACACAGUAAACGAACAUUCAAAAGUCGCGCAUGUAGUUGCGACGGUGGUAAAACAGGAACCUCCCGAAGCAAAUGAAGAUAGAAGCUCGGCAUUACCUGUUGUGUCCUCGCACCCCGAUAUACCUUCAAUAAACCCGACGGGUGUCGAACUGGAAUCAUCUAACAGUGCUACCUUGAAGCGACUCACUGAUCGCAUCAAUGCUCAGGGUACUUUAACGAUAACUGCAACCAAUGAACCCCUGCAAAUUCCCAGUUCACCAUAUUUGGAUAAGGCGCUAAAACCAUCCGCUAGACAACAGCAGCAUCAACAACACAAGCAGAAUCAGCAGAAUCUGCAGCAACAACAGCAACAACAGCAACAAGUGGUAUUGGUCGAGAUGUUACCGCAGCCGGCGAUAGUCAGCGCCGGAACCAUGGACAACAUCUUGCAGAAGCCCGUAGUCAACGUUCCACGUGCAAGAAAGACCUUUCCAUGUACACCGAAUAGGCAAGGAGGAAACAGUUCGGGUGGAGGUGAUGCUGAGUCGUCGCAUAAAGCUGUGCCACACAUGGUGAACAUCCCGAAUCCGCAAGCACCGUCAUCCAGUUUGGAUGUUCCCGUGGUUGCAGUUGCUAACGGAGGAGUUGCUACUGCUGCUGCUGUAAGUGCUGCACCUCUUCCACCACUGCCUCCUUUAUUUCUUGCCCCUAUUCGGCCAGCACCGCAAACUUCCCCGAUUUCAUCGUCGAGACAGGUUUCACUUGCCAAUACAUUAGCAGGAUUAUCGUUCUCGGGUACAUCGGAUGCUGGCUGUGGGGAUGGCAGCGAAGGCAUUCCGCCACAUACAGCGAGCUUAGAUCAAUCGCUCAAUAGUUUGCUAUCGUCUCUCGGUACGGAAGUGCAUGCUACGAGCACGAGUAGCACCAAUACCGAGAGUGGAUUGUCGGCCGUAAACCGUGCUAUCUCGAGGGCUGUCCUGACUUCUGAAGGGAGUAAAGACAGCAAUGGCGUUCCUAGUGGUAGUGUUGGUAAACAAAUCCGCACAAAUUUACCAUUGCCACCGCUGCAACCGAGACCAACAUCGACCCUAGGUUCGAACUCCACCGCUUCUAUUCCACGCAUUGCUUCGCCUUCCGUUGAGGACGAUAUUAUAGUUCAAAGCGCGGCAAAGAUGACGGAAUUCUUUGAGAACGUAUUGAGUUCAGUGUUGAAACACGCCGCUGGUCAGAAUACGAAUUGGGCAGAGGUGGUGCAGUUGAAACAUGAACUGGCCCGCACGAAGGAAAAACACCGCGUCGAGCUAGAACGUCUGCGCAACGAGCACGCCCGGGAGCUGAUGGAGUUGCGCACGAAGUGUGAACAGGACAUGGCGCAGGCAAUGAAAAACCAGCUUAUGCAGGCUAACUGUGAACGUGAGCUGGAGGUUAUGCAGACAAAGAGGAUGCGAUGGUGUAUUUGUCUCAAGGAAGCACCGUUCAACUGUUGCUCAAACGCGUCAUAUUGCAGUGUGGAAUGCCAUCAAAAGGACUGGGCAUCGCAUCAGAAUAAUCACCAGUCAUCCUCAAGUAAUUUUGGUGAGGGCACUGGUACUAUGAUGGCCAGCAACAACCCUUCCGCGUUGACUACCGUCGUCUCAGCUCCGGUUGCUCCUACCGACGUCGAUACAACGCCUCGUUCUAGCUUCUUGCGCAAAAGGCCUGCACCACAGAUCCUGUCCGUAGCGUGUACUACUAUGGCAUCACCCACUCCACCGAAGACAACUGCAACGGCGCGGCUUAUUCCGAGCGGUACGUUCGGUGGUUCCAUCACAUACCCGCGUACGCCACAGAUCGCGACCGUGCACGCAAACGUGCCGGACUUAAAUGGGCGAGUCGAGAAUACGGCUAGUGCCCUCAGUGUGUCUUCCACGCCAUCCGCAAAUGCUGAAUUCUCCAAUCAGGUUCCCAGGCGUGCGCCUUUGCAUCAGCAGCCUGUACAGCAGCAGCAGGAUGAUUCUGACGAUGUGAUAUUCUGUUCCUCAACUUUACCGAAUCCGGCACCGCUGCUGAUGCCGCCGUUGAGCGGCCAACGGAAUGUUAAUCAUAAUAACAGACAUAAGUAUAAGUGAUCAUCGCCAUUGUAGAGAGCAGUGAACAAGCAGGGCGCCAGGAUCGUAAUACCAACAGCCGGUAGCAGCGAUCCGAUUCUGAUCCCUGGUACAUCAUUCAUCACCACCGCAACCUCCACCAUCACCACCACCACCCCAUUUACGUUCUUAACCACCAAGCGUACGACUACGUUACCGCUACCGAGCGUAUGGAAUCAGCUCUUCCUACAAUCAACCGCUGUGGCGGCAUCACCACCGACCAUGACAAAAAAACAUUUACCAGCGACGGCAGCGGCCACCAUCACUGCUACUAUAACUGCACCCUCGCGGUAGUAAAACAAAUAAGAUCUAAUAGAUUCGUAAGAUUUUCUCAUCUACGACAGAGUUUACGCUAAUUUGUGUAGAACACCGUGGAUUGAAUUCACUUUGUAGAGGUGAAGGAAAACGUUAAACAUAUUUAUGUUUUUGAAUUUUGACUUUGAAUUCGAUCGGAAUUAGAAGACGUCCGGAAUUAGAUGAGAAAAGGUGGAUAUGCUUGUAUAAUUAACAUGAAAUAGGAAUAAGAACUCAGGACGAUGUGAAGGAACGGAGGAGUAUCAACAUCCAUUAAUGGAGUUUGUCCUUGCAUCGAUCGUGCGCAGCUCUUUGUACAAAUUGUAAGCAUUCAAAAAAGGAAUAAUGAAAUA